UCUGUGAUUCUGUCGCACGAAUCUUUUUCUACUUCUUCGUCCUCCUCUUUUCUUGCUGAAACAACCGUUGAGGAGUUCCGAGAGAAGGACGACACUUUUCGAGCUCAAACAGAAAGCAAAGGUAAGGAAGUAGUAGCAGUAUUGCAUGAUGAAGAUGCUCGUGGCUCAUCAGGUGGUGCAGCAAAGAAACAAGAACGUAACGCCAAAGAGCGUCUAAGGAGGAUGAGACUUCAUGCCUCUUACCUCACCCUCGGCACUCUUCUUACUGAUCAUUCUUCUUCCUCCAAGAAGAAAUGGUGUGCACCGUCUAUAAUGGAUAGAGUGGUCACAUACAUUCCUAAGCUACAAAAUGAAGUUGAAGAGCUAACUCUCAGAAAGAAAAAACUUGUAGAAGCUAUAGAGAGCAAGAGGCGUCAGGAAUUGGAGCGGCAAGAUCAUCACCCUCGAGCAAUCUCGGUUCUUGAAUUGGGGGAAUCAGGUGAUGAGGCUGUUGUGCAGAUAAGCAUGGAAACGGAAAAAGAAGACGAGUUCUCAAACUUGCUUCACGUAAUGGAGAUGCAAGGUUCCAGUAUUUUAAGUGCUUCUACUUCUCUAGUGUGCCGAGACCAAAAGGUGGUUUGCUACAACUUCCAUGUUAAGAUGGAUGGGAAGCCAUGUGAAGGUGAUGACUACAUCACAGUGCUGAAGAACAACAUCAUUUCUUUGCUCUCUGACAACACAAGAUGCAAAUGAAAUUAAGUGACAUGAAUAUGGAAUAAGCUUUGGUGACGCAUCUUGCAAUAUGGACUUUCCUAGUCUUGGUUGUGUAAUUAAUCUGGUGUUUGAAGUCUCAAUCAUACCUAUGUAGAAAUGUUGUGUUUAUCUCCAUAUACUAUAUACAUACCCAAAAGUCCAAAACCAUGAUUCAUAAAUAAAUAUGUUACAAGUUUUGUUCCCC
Molecule: messenger RNA, 937 nt
Organism: Raphanus sativus (radish)
Lineage: Eukaryota; Viridiplantae; Streptophyta; Magnoliopsida; Brassicales; Brassicaceae
Product: transcription factor bHLH160
Biological process (GO): regulation of transcription by RNA polymerase II
Cellular component (GO): RNA polymerase II transcription regulator complex
Molecular function (GO): RNA polymerase II transcription regulatory region sequence-specific DNA binding; DNA-binding transcription factor activity, RNA polymerase II-specific
Source: RefSeq, a predicted model, not a curated record